Molecule: messenger RNA, 2053 nt
Organism: Lutzomyia longipalpis
Lineage: Eukaryota; Metazoa; Arthropoda; Insecta; Diptera; Psychodidae
Product: serine protease inhibitor 77Ba
Exons: 8
Coding region: 341-1981 (546 amino acids)
Molecular function (GO): serine-type endopeptidase inhibitor activity
Source: RefSeq, a predicted model, not a curated record
UGCUCUCGCACCGAACUGGAGAGUCUCUGGGUUGAGCAUCAGAAAUCAACGCGCCAGUUGAGCUGUGCUGUUCACUCCGUGAAGAUAUUUUUGGAUCAGACUGCAGGCGAGCUCUGUUCGAGUGUAUUUGGCUGGAAUUUUUUUUUGCUUUCCAAGGUGGACGGAAAUGGAUUUUGAAUGGUGAUCGCCAACAUUGUGGAAUACGCACGGAUUACCUCGGGCAAAGUAAAAUUGAACGUCGGGGGUGGAAAAAGUUGUGAUCUCUGAGACGCAGUGACCAAGUGAAUUUCCUGUGAAUUUUCUCACCUCCUCAAGUGUGUGACUGUGUGCGUGCUUAACAAUGGAUAAAUUCCUAUAUAUCAACUUAUUUCUGGUCAUACUGGUUGGACUGACUAAAGCACAAACGCAAGUGGGAAAUCCUACAGCAUCAAAUAUUGAGCUACAGAAAGUGCAGGGCAUAGAAUUAACAGCGCAGGGGCAGCAGAAUAUUCCGACACAACAGACUUUCCAGGAGCAGCAGGAGAUUCGAGAUAUUCUCCUUGCGCAGGAAUUCCUUGAGAAGCAGCGACAACAGGAACUGCUGCAGCAGCAACAGCUUCAGCGUGAACAAUUGCUGCAGCAACAGCGAGAACAGAUACUGCAGCAACAGCGAGAGCAGUUAUUGCUGCAGCAACGACAAGAAUUACUACAGAAGCGACAGGAACAGCUACAGCAGCAGCAAAUUCAGCAAGUAAAUUCGAGACUUCCGUCUCUGCAAGAAAUUCAACAUGAUACCCCACAAACGAAUCUUCUGGCAAAUGCAUCCAAGCUGGAACAAGAAGUUUUGCGAGUCAUCUCACAAGGAUCAGAAAAUUUUGCCCUGCAGCUCUUCAAAACAUUAAUUCAAGCAAACACAGCUCAGAAUUACAACUGCAUUAUGUCACCCUUCUCUGUGUGGUCUCUGAUUGUGCUGCUAGUUGAGGGUGCUGGUGGAAAGACACUCAAGGAGAUUGAGUCUGUUCUUGGUCUUCCAAAUAAUAUUGCCUACGUGAGGCAUGGAUAUGCGCAAAUUCGCAAUGCUUUAAAUGUCAACACAUCAACUUUGGAAAUUUCUACAGUCCAUGCGAUGUUCUCAGAUAUAAAUCGGCCAGUCUAUCCGGAUUUUGAGAAGACAAUUGAGCAAUUUUACUUGACUGAUGUGAUUCCAGUGAACUACUUAAAUACUCAGAAUACAGUUCAGACAAUAAAUGGAUACGUUACGAGAGCUACGCAAGGACGUAUCGGCCAAAUACUCAGAAGAGGUGAUCUCAUGGAUGCCAACAUGAUUCUUAUUUCGGCGAUCUACUUCAGAGGGCAAUGGAAGAGUCCAUUUAAUUCUUCUCAAACCAACGAGGAGCCUUUCUAUGAUGAAUUUGGCAAAGCCCAAGGGAUGGUUAAAAUGAUGUUUCAGCGUGGAAGUUUCCCCUACACUGCAAUUGCUGAACUGGAUGCCCACAUCUUGGAACUGCCAUAUGGCAACCUCAAUAGACUCAGCAUGAUAAUCCUUCUGCCACGAAAAGGCAUUCCCCUCAGUCAAGUUAUUGAGAAAUUGGCCACCGUGCGACUUCAGCGGGUCUACGACGAACUGAAGAGGGCCUCCGAUGAAUAUGAAGAUGACGAAGUAGAAGUUUAUCUACCGAGAUUUAAAAUAACUUCAGAUUUUGGGCUAAAUCAAAUUCUGGAGCAAAUGGGCUUGAUGGACAUCUUCAGUCCAACUAAUGCUGACCUAUCAAAGAUCACAAACAAUCAAAUCUACCUUUCGCGGUUAAUCCACAAGGCGACAAUUGAGGUGAACGAGGAGGGAACUAUAGCAUCAGCCGUCACAGCUGGUGUUUUCGCGAACAAAGCGACUCCGCCCCGCUUCUAUGCUAACCGGCCGUUUGCGUAUCUUAUUGUGGACAAAUCGACAAACAUUCUCCUGUUUUGCGGACAAGUCAGGAACCCAAGUACUUUCUACUUCUAAAGUUGUACAUUUAACAAGUGAUAAAAUGUAUUUUUCACAUUAAAAAUUGUAUUGAAUUUUUUUUAACACAAA